This is a messenger RNA of Amaranthus tricolor (Joseph's coat), 1712 nucleotides long. Its product is annotated as glycosyltransferase BC10-like. The record is from RefSeq and is a predicted model, not a curated record. Gene Ontology annotation, molecular function: glycosyltransferase activity. NCBI's taxonomy places the organism in Eukaryota, Viridiplantae, Streptophyta, Magnoliopsida, Caryophyllales, Amaranthaceae. The coding region runs from base 226 to 1323 and encodes 365 amino acids. The transcript has 2 exons. Gene Ontology annotation, cellular component: membrane.
CUCAAAGAAACCCUUCACUUUUACAAACUUUUCCUUACAUAAACAACUCAUACAAGUCUAUACACUUUAUGUUUAUUUCCUUUAUUUCUAAAACAACAACCUUUGAUUCGGCUGCCUCUUUUUAGCCCUCUUCGACCUCAAUUGAUUUUCAUUACCUCUUUUUUAGCCUUAUUCUUCUUUUCUCAGCUUACCCAAUUUAAUUUACGCAAACGGUAACAAAACAGUAUGAACCCUUACAAAAUUCUUCAAAAUAUGCAAAUAAACUUGAACCUAAACCAUCUAAUCUCAUACUUGGUGAUUUUCACCUUAGGUUUUACCCUUGGAAACUUUCCUUUUUCCCUUAAAAAUGUGGUCAAUACCAAGUUUCCAUUAGAGAAUUUGGAUGUUUCUCCAUUGUUAAAAACUCAUGAGUGGAUGCAUGAUAUGGAGGAUGAAGAGUUGUUAUGGAGAGCAUCAUCAAUGGCACCAAAAUUAGGGGAAGAGUAUUAUCCAUCUAAGUUAUUACCCAAAAAGAUUGCUUUUAUGUUUUUGGUUAGAGGACCAAUACCAUUAGAGCCUUUAUGGGAUAUGUUCUUUAAAGGGAAUGAAGGGCUUUAUCGUAUUUAUGUUCAUUCUCUUCCUUCUUAUAAUCAAUCUUAUCCAUAUAAUUCAGUCUUUCAUGGAAGAAGGAUUCCUAGUGAGGAAGUAGAAUGGGGAAAAUUCAACAUGGUAGAAGCAGAACGUCGUUUACUAGCUAACGCUCUCUUAGACAUUUCAAAUCAACGAUUUAUUCUCUUAUCAGAAUCAUGUAUACCUCUUUUUAAUUUCUCCACAAUAUAUUCUUACCUUAUAAACUCCAAUCAAAGUCACAUACAAGCCUAUGAUAAACCAGGUCCGGUAGGACGUGGGCGUUACAACCACAACAUGAUGCCACACGUAACACUCUCACAAUGGCGAAAAGGCUCACAAUGGUUCGAGAUUGAUCGUAAGCUAGCCCUAGAAAUUGUGUCUGAUCGAGAAUAUUUUCCUUUAUUUAAGAAAUACUGUAAUAUUCGUUCAUGUUAUGGAGAUGAGCACUAUUUACCAACAUUUGUGAGUAUUAAGUUUUGGUGGAUGAAUUCUAAUAGGAGUUUAACUUGGGUUAAUUGGUCUAAAAAUGGACCUCAUCCUGGUGCAUUUCAAAGGCCUCAUGUUACUCCUCAACUUCUUCAUAGUUUAAGGAGUAAUUCAAGUUGUGAAUAUAAUGGGGGGAAUACUAAUGUUUGCUUCUUGUUUGCUAGGAAAUUUAUGCCUAGUACUUUAACAAGGUUGCUUAGAUUUGCUCCUUCAAUUUUCAAGUUUUAAUUAAUCUUUGUGUAAAUAUAUGAUUAUGGUUUGUUUAGCGUACAUCACAAGUCUCACAUAGAAAAAUAAUAAAAAAAAAAUUGACAAAUAUGUUAGUGAUCUAGCUUAAGGGGCCAGAAAUAAAUUCGUGUACACUCAAUAUAAAACGAAUAAAAACAUAUUUAUAUGGAUUAUUCAUUGCUGGUGGGUCAAACAAAUUCAGUAUCUUUUGCUUCUUUUAGGAAAAGUAGAAAACAAAUUGUUAGUUUUUCUUUCAUUUAUUUAUUUAUAUGUUCAUUUUUCAAACUAAAUUAAUGGUCUAUAUAAUAUAAUAUGUUUUAUGGACUAUGCACAUAUGUAUAAGUAUGAGCUAAUACUUUGUAAUUCAUCAAGAUCUAUUCAACCAUAUU